AAGCCGAUCACUUUGUUCGUAGUUGUCGUGAUUCAAUAAACUUAUUGGCGACAACUUUUCUAUUCCCGAAAAUAACACAAACGGCGUGCUUUGAAUGAUCAACUAAAAAGUCGAUGGAAGGGUCGUCAGACGAUGAGCAGUUGGAAAUGCUCUUGGGAUUUGACUUACGAGCGGAUUUGCAAACGCUGGGGCCCCGGGAUGUUGUGAACCUUCCAGCUUCAAACGAUAGCGACAGCGAUUCCAUGAACGAAAUCUUUUUGUUAGAUGAUAAUUGGGCAGUCAUGUCGCAGAGCGUGCGGCCACGUUACAGCUUUAAGUGCCAGCAAUUGAUCGAAUGCCCGUUCACAAGGCAACCGAAAAUCAAUAUUUUUAAUGCCAGGAUGCAAGGCCGUCUCCAUCUGGUGGCACGUAACUUCAAUUUGCUUACGGUUGUCAGCUAUCCUCGUUUCGAUGUCCAUCGGAGAUCGCAUCAUCAGGUUUGGAGCUACACUCCAGCAACAAAUCGCUGGAAACUGGAUGAGCGUUUCAAGCACAAUAUGCACGCGCUCCAACACAUGAGGAUGAAAGCAUUUCUGAACACCGACGGAAAUGAGCUAUUGAUCUACUUUGCCGACGAUGAAAAUCCAAGGAUCGAAAAUGGCUUUGUGGUGCACUCUAUCGACGGCACAAAUGCGAUAUUCCGGGCCGACGAAGGCGUUCUGCCGAGGGCAGGUUAUGGUGCAGCAUAUGUGUCGCAUCAGCAUUUUAUGUACGUGAUUGGUGGCAAAUUGAACUUAAUCCCCGUAUGCGACGUGCAUCGCUACGAUUUCCACAAGAGGCUGUGGCAGGUGCUCUACAAAAGUGAUCUGAACAAUCUCUUCUUUCUCGACUUUCCCAAGGGAUGCUUUGGCCACCAAGUGAUCACCGAUGGCAAGUUCAUCUAUUGUCUAGGCGGCGGCGACAUUGAUAUGCAAUUGCGCGACUUCAAGCACAUUCUCACCUUUAAUCUGAUCACCCACACUUGGCUUGAGCGUGACACCCAGCCCGAUGACCGCAUGCUAGCGGAGAACGAAGGCUAUCCGAGGGCACGUCAGCUGUUUGCAUGUGUGCAGCGACGUUGCUCCAACGGCGACAUUGAAGCCAUCAUCUGUGGCGGCCAGGAGGCGGAAUUCUUUAGCUACCUGUCCGACAUAUGGAAGCUCAAUUUGUGCACCAUGAAGUGGACGCAUCUUCUCACCGCCCGUACACCGUUACCCACAUACAUCUCACCGGCCGCCCUGAUGAGGAACGCUUGCUUGUUCGUCUUCGGUGGGGUUGAGAGUAAGGGUAAUUGGGCUCCGAGACCCGGUGUGAUGGGACUCUACAAGAUGUGGCUGACGGUGCCGAAGCUAAGUGAAUUGGCCUGGGAAGCAUACAGCUACUAUAACGACCUCAAGGGUCGCGAUCGCCAAGAGUUGAUCACUUUGGGCAUUCCAUCGCGAUUUGUUGAACGCCUGCCUCCUAUCGAGCCGAGUCCCGAGUUAGCUGAUCGUAGAACAAAACCAAAGAUUGCAAAGCAAUCAUGAUCAAGAAUUUAACACUUUUAUGUUAAUCUAUAUAACUUGCAAUCAAACAGCAUUCAAUGCUCAAAUAUAUUUGUUGGAACUAACCAC
This is a messenger RNA of Drosophila nasuta, 1631 nucleotides long. Its product is annotated as kelch domain-containing protein 10 homolog. The transcript is spliced from 2 exons. Gene Ontology annotation, molecular function: protein binding. Lineage: Eukaryota; Metazoa; Arthropoda; Insecta; Diptera; Drosophilidae. The record is from RefSeq and is a predicted model, not a curated record. Bases 114 to 1544 code for a protein of 476 amino acids. Gene Ontology annotation, biological process: positive regulation of stress-activated MAPK cascade.